GUGAAAUCGCUGAGUAUUCGAUUGAAUCGUGUGAAUGAGAUGACAAAAUAAUAAAAACUGAAUUAAAUCUGAUUUGUAGCUUGUGAAAAACAGAGGCUCAUUUUGAUUUUUUAUUUUAUUUUAAGUUUCAGUAUGUUGGACCAUAUCAGAAUUUUGGAGGCUGCCGAUUUUGCCGCCAGAAAGCACACGGACCAACGCCGAUUAGAUUCAAUGGAGACACCUUACAUUAAUCACCCCUUGGGCGUGGCUUGGAUCCUGGCAAAGGAAGGUGGAGUUGACGAUACGGACACCCUUAUAGGUGCCAUUCUUCACGACACGGUUGAAGACACGGACACCACUUUCCAAGAGAUUGAGCAUCAUUUUGGACCCAAACUGCGAGGGAUUGUGAACGAGGUCAGUGACGACAAAUCGUUGCCGUAUGAAGAGCGGAAACGCCUCCAAAUCGUCCAUGCCCAAACGUGUUCACGAGAGGCGAAACUGAUCAAAUUGGCCGAUAAGUUGUACAAUCUCCGGGAUUUAGAGCGGGAAACGCCUCAAGGAUGGACCGAGAGCCGAAAGGCCAAGUAUUUUGUUUGGUCGUCCAACGUGGUGGCAAAACUCAAAGGAACGAACAAACCUUUAGAAGAAGAAUUGAACAAGAUGUUCCAUAGAAACAUCCCAGGCUUCAAGCAUAACAAAAAAUCGUAGAAUGUCACCUCAUUUUAUCUUUUAUUCCCCGGUGACAAUCGUGGCCUCGAUUUUCGAGGUUGGGUGUCGAACGAUGAAGAAAACAAGACCGACAAGACCUCAUACCUGAAACCCUUGCAACAGGUUUUUCUUGGUCAUCUGUAUCCUAAGUUAUCUUUACCCUUAUCUUUAUCGUAAGAAACACGUUUCCAGCGACAGUUAGUCGUCGAACCUGGCCAUUACUUGACUAAUAUUAUGACUGAACAUUCCAAUCAUUCUGAGUGAAAUAUAUAAAGAUCUAUUUGGUGUA
This is a messenger RNA of Tigriopus californicus, 976 nucleotides long. It is a transcript of the gene Mesh1, whose product is annotated as guanosine-3',5'-bis(diphosphate) 3'-pyrophosphohydrolase MESH1-like. The record is from RefSeq and is a predicted model, not a curated record. Gene Ontology annotation, molecular function: guanosine-3',5'-bis(diphosphate) 3'-diphosphatase activity. Bases 133 to 687 code for a protein of 184 amino acids. The transcript is spliced from 4 exons. Lineage: Eukaryota; Metazoa; Arthropoda; Copepoda; Harpacticoida; Harpacticidae.